AUGUCAAACUUCCAGAAUAUCACAUCUACGUCCAUCACUUUCCUGCUAACUGGUGUUCCUGGGCUGGAAGUCUUCCACACCUGGAUCUCCAUUCCUUUCUGCUUUCUCUACAUAACCGCCCUCUCAGGAAAUAGCCUGAUUCUCUUUGCCAUUGUCACUCAGCCCAGCCUCCACGAACCCAUGUAUGAUUUCCUCUCCAUGCUGUCCACCACUGACCUCGGCCUGUCCAUAUCUACCCUGGUCACCAUGUUGGGUAUAUUCUGGUUUGAUGCCAGGGAGAUCAGCUUUAAUGCCUUCUUGUCACAGAUGUUCUAUAUUAAACUCUUCACUGUCAUGGAAUCUUCAGUGUUGUUGGCCAUGACCUUUGAUCAUUUUGUGGCCAUCUCUAAUCCACUCAGGUAUGCCACCAUUUUAACUGAUUCCAGAAUAGCUCAAAGUGGAGUGGCAACUGUCAUCAGGGGGACACUAAUGCUAACACCAAUGGUAGCACUUCUUAAAAGACUGUCCUUCUGCCACAGCCAUGUGCGCCACCACUCCUACUCCUACUGCUUCCACCCUGAUGUAAUGAAGCUCUCGUGCACAGACACUAGGAUCAACAAUGCAGUUGGGCUGACUACCAUGAUCUCUACUGUUGGUGUUGACUCAAUCCUCAUCCUCCUUUCUUACAUUUUGAUUAUUAAGACUGUCCUCAGCAUUGCAUCCCCAGAAGAGAGGAAGAAAGCCUUCAGCACAUGUAUUUCCCAUAUUGGGACUGUUGCUAUUUUCUAUUUUCCAUUGAUCAGUCUGUCCUUUGUUCACAGAUUUGGGAAAUGAGCCCCAGCCUAUGUUCAUACAAUGAUUGCUAACACCUACCUCCUGAUCCCUCCUGUAAUGAACUCCUUCAUCUAUAGUGUGAAGACCAAACAGAUACACAGAGCUAUGAUAAAAAUUCUCCAUUCCAAAGAUACAUAGAAUCAUAGAAUUCUAGUGGUCUACGUUAUGAUUUUAAAAACAAAACUUGUGAUCAUGAAACAAAAAUUUAAAAUUAAAUCUGGAAUAUAUGUAAAACAUCAGCUACCUUGACCCUUUAUUUUACAGAUGAGGAGACAGAGACUUGAAGAUAGAAGGGAUGAAUGGUGUAAAGUCCUAAGUCUAGAAUUUCUCCCACCCACCACUGUUUGUUCUAAACUGUUUAUCCUGCCAACAGACUAUAUCUUCUUACUUGGUCCUCUUUAUAGCAGUUAGAAUGACACAUUAUGAGAAAGCCACUCCUUUAUGAGAAAUAGGUAGUAUUUUCUUAACUGUAAUAAUAAUUUUUACUA
Molecule: messenger RNA, 1301 nt
Organism: Herpailurus yagouaroundi (jaguarundi)
Lineage: Eukaryota; Metazoa; Chordata; Mammalia; Carnivora; Felidae
Gene: OR51C1
Product: olfactory receptor family 51 subfamily C member 1
Exons: 1
Biological process (GO): G protein-coupled receptor signaling pathway
Cellular component (GO): plasma membrane
Molecular function (GO): olfactory receptor activity
Source: RefSeq, a predicted model, not a curated record